Messenger RNA from Mangifera indica (mango), 1602 nucleotides. Its product is annotated as probable hexosyltransferase MUCI70. The record is from RefSeq and is a predicted model, not a curated record. Bases 96 to 1460 code for a protein of 454 amino acids. Lineage: Eukaryota; Viridiplantae; Streptophyta; Magnoliopsida; Sapindales; Anacardiaceae. The transcript has 4 exons.
CACAAAGUGAUAAAUUGCAGAUCAAAGAGCUUUUAAAGCUCCCUUCUUAUAUAUACAUAUAAAAGGCGAUGAAACUUAUGUAACUGAUAGUCUUUAUGGGGAAGCCAGCCCCUUCUACCAAGACACCUCUGCUUUUUCAAUCAAAGCUUCUCUGUUGCUCUCUGUUUUACCUCUUCAUAGCUCUCUUUCUUGCUCUCCAAAAAUCUCUUUCUUCAAAACCAUGCAUCUUCAAAUCCUCACCCUUUCACCCUAUUCAGACCUCUCUCUUCUCUUACAAUUCCUCUUAUGGAGAGCACAAAUAUGCCCUCUCUACGCAACACUCUUCUUGCUCCUCCCCUGUCUUUUUCUCAGAUUACAAAGUGGUGUUCAAUAAAAUUCAGGAUUUAUGCACGAACUCUUUGGCUUUUAGCCCGGUUUUGAAGUAUAUAGAGGGAAAUUCUGAUAGUUUUGGUGGAAAUUUCAGUAUUCAGAAGAGGACUUCUUAUUUUGAUCAUGCCAAUAAUAGUGUAGAAAUUCCUUGUGGGUUCUUUAAGAAGUUCCCAAUUAGUAAUUCUGAUAAAACUACAAUGGAAACUUGUAAUGGAGUUGUUGUAGUCUCAGCAAUCUUCAACAACCAUGACAAGAUUAGGCAGCCAAGAGGACUUGGAUCCAAGACCUUGGAAACUGUUUGUUUCUUCAUGUUUGUAGAUGUUUUAACAUUCCAAGGACUUGAAGAUUACCAAUUGACUCCAGGGAAAUCUGAAGAGCUCAAAAUUGGGGCAUGGAGAAUUGUUAAAGUUUCAAGCAAGAAUCUGUAUGAGAAUCCUGCCAUGAAUGGAGUGAUAGCUAAGUACUUAGUUCACAGACUUUUCCCAAACUCGAAAUUCAGCAUUUGGAUUGAUGCUAAGUUGCAGCUGAAUGUGGAUCCACUACUGCUGAUUCAUGCGCUUGUGGUCUCAAAAAAUGUGGACAUGGCAGUAUCAAAACAUCCAUUUUUCAUUCAUACUAUGGAAGAAGCCCUGGCAACUGCAAGGUGGAAGAAAUGGCGCGACAUCAAUGCAUUGCAGGCGCAAAUGGAGACAUAUUGCGAAAAUGGAUUGCAGCCGUGGACUCCCAACAAGCUCCCCUAUCCCUCAGAUGUACCAGAUAGUGCACUGAUUUUAAGGAAGCAUGGACUGAGGAGCAAUCUGUUCUCUUGCCUUUUGUUCAACGAGUUGGAGGCGUUUAAUCCAAGAGACCAACUGGCUUUCGCCUUUGUGAGAGACAAGAUGAUCCCGAAGCUUAAAUUGAACAUGUUUGAGGAGGAAGUGUUUGAGAAUAUCUGUGUGGAGUACAGGCAUAAUAUUAAAGCUAAAGGCGUCAGUGAAAAAGGCUUCAAUUUCAAAGGCAACGAAAGAGCAAAGCAAGAUUUGUUUAUGAGUAAUGGCAGCAAUUGCCAGAAGUAUCUUUUCAAAAUGUGGGAGGGGGAAUCCCAUUAUUGAUCUUGUCUGUAAUUAAGCCUUCAUCGUAAAACCACAACUCCGGCAGAGCUUAGCACUUCAUCAACUCCACAAUGUUGGAAUGAAACUUAUUUUCACAAUGGAAAAUAUAUGGGGCAACAAAUAUAUAGGAAUUAUUUACGAA